UUACAAUAAAUUGAGAGUAUAAAAAUCCUAUUACAUUGUUCCUCUAUAAUUAUACUAAUAUGUUUGUCUUUGCACACGUUUUAAUAGAUGCAUAUACUGAAAUCAAGGUCUUCUCCCUUGUGUUUUAUUCUCCCACCUAACAUUGCUUAAAAAAAUCACAAGUGCACUUGUGGGGUGGCUGGUCAGCAAAAGACUCUUCAACUACAUCUACAAAGUACUUUUUCAGGUCAAUCUUUCUCAGCUGUAAUAUUAUUCCUACUUGGCCACCCAAUCCCCCGGUCAUCAGAAGCUUCUUCUUUCUUUUUGUUUUCUAUACCCCCUUUUAUUCUCUUUUGUUUAACCACAAUUUCUUCAUCCUCUUCAUUCAAAUUCCCCAUUCUUGAAUUUGGUAUCACAUUUGCAAAUGCUUGAAUGGCUGCUAGCUUUGGAGUUUCCCUUUGGUUCGUCUUCUUUUUCCUUCUUUCUUGUUUAUCCUUAUUCUGUUCAGCAGAUGAUAAAAUUACGAUAGGAGAGAUUCUAAAAGAUGGUGAUAACAUCACUUCUAAAGAAGGGAAUUUUGUGUUGGGGUUCUUUAGUCCUACAGGUUCUAGUAAAAGGUAUCUUGGUAUAUGGUACGCUGAUGUAACAGUACAGACAGUCGUUUGGGUUGCCAACAGACACAAGCCUGUCCCUGAUAAAAAUGGUACUUUUUUAAUUGACCAAAUUGGGAAUUUGGUUGUUAAAAAUGGACAUGGAGAUUCACUGUGGUGGAGUAAUGUUACUAUCGCGACCAAAAACUCUACGGCUUGUCUGUUGGACAAUGGCAAUCUUGUCAUCCUUAACUAUGACAGGAAUGCUGCGAGGUUAAAUAAGGAAUUGUGGCAAAGCUUCUUACAUCCUACAGACACCUUUUUACCAGAGAUGAAAGUUUUCAUGGAAAGACAAGGUAAAGAGCGUAAAGUUUUCAGUAGUUGGACAAAUGAGAGUGAUCCUUCACCUGGAAGAUACUCAUUGGGGGUUGAUCCUCGUGGAGCACCUCAAAUUGUUAUCUGGGAUGGACCGAAUAGACGCUGGAGAAGUGGACAUUUUGAUGGAGUGGAAUUCUCUGGUGUUCCUAAUGUGACUAGAUCUACAUUAUUUUCUGGUUUCAAAAUUAACAACGAGGAUGAUACGUCGUACUUCACUUACACUGCUUCGGACACAUCUUUUUUUGUGAGGUUCCAGAUUACUGUGACUGGAAAUGAGCUGCAACAGAGAUGGGAUGAAGACAAGGAGCAAUGGAGCACGUUACAAUCUAGGCCAUCGGGUGGUUGUGACCUAUAUAACUUUUGUGGGAAUUUUGCGGAAUGUCAUGAACAAGUAUGCCUUUGUGUAAAAGGAUUUGUACCACGUGUUGAGGAGCAAUGGCAUGCUGGGAACCGGACAGGAGGAUGUAUUAGGAGGACAGAAUUGGAAUGCAGGAAAAGUAGCAUUGUUCAGAGGAAUGAUAGUGCAAAAGAUGAUGGAUUCGUGGCUGUUCAGAGAGUUAAAUUGCCUGAUUAUGCAGAUAUUAUUGCAGAUGCACAAAACACAGACGCGUGCAAAACCAAGUGCCUGAGCAAUUGUUCCUGUAAUGCUUAUGCUUUUGUCAAAGGAAUCAAUUGCAUGAUAUGGACUGAAGAUUUAGUUGAUAUAGAGCAGUUUGAGGAAGGUGGGAACACUCUGUAUGUUCGCCUUGAUCCUUCUGAAGUUGGUAAGAAAAACAGGACGAUCAUAAUUAUUAUAAUAUCAGUUCUAGUAGCUCUAGCUUUGGUUGUUAUGGCAGCUGUUUGGCUAGUAUGUAGAUACAGGGCCAGAAAACGAGAAUCCAAGAGGAUCAAUGAAAUUCCCAAAAACCAUCUAGUUAGGAGCGGAGAGUUCUCCGCAGACUUAUCUGGGCCGGGCGACCUCAGUGUCGAAGGGCAUCAAGGAAAUGGUUCAGAAUUAGCAUUUUUCAGCUUCAGCAUGGUGGCCAAAGCUACUGACGAUUUUUCUCUUGCAAACAAGCUUGGGCAAGGGGGAUUUGGCCCCGUUUUCAAGGGAAGGCUACCUUGUGGUCAGGAAGUUGCUGUAAAGAGGCUUUCACAAAAGUCCGGACAAGGUGAUGAGGAAUUCAAGAAUGAGAUCACUCUAAUAGCAAAAUUACAACACAGAAAUCUUGUCAGGCUUUUGGGUUGCUGCAUUGAAGGAGAAGAAAAAAUUCUGCUUUAUGAGUACAUGCCCAACAAAAGCUUAGAUACAUUUCUAUUUGAUCCUGCUAGGAAAUCCCAGUUAGACUGGAGAAAACGCUUCAGCAUUAUCGAAGGGAUUGCUCGAGGGCUACUAUAUCUCCAUAGAGAUUCAAGACUUAGGAUAAUCCAUAGGGAUCUAAAGGCUAGUAACAUUUUGUUGGAUGAAGAGAUGAACCCAAAAAUUUCAGACUUUGGCAUGGCCAGAAUAUUUGGAGGAAACCAAAAUGAAGCAAAUACAAACAGAGUUGUAGGCACAUAUGGAUAUAUGGCUCCUGAGUAUGCAAUGGAAGGCCUGUUCUCUGGCAAGUCUGAUGUCUACAGCUUCGGAAUACUAUUGCUUGAGAUUAUAUCUGGGCGUAGAAAUACAAGCUUUCGGUCGGAUGAGCAUUCAGGCAUUAUUGGAUAUGCAUGGGAGAAAUGGGACGAAGGUAGACCAAUGGACCUAGUAGAUCGUUCAAUAUGGGAUGGAUGUCAGCAUGAUGAAGCAUUGAGAUGUAUACACUUGGCAAUGCUUUGUGUUCAGGACUUGGCUGUUCACAGGCCAAACAUGUCUUCUGUAGUUUUGAUGUUGGAAACUGACAAUAUGAGAUUGCCCUUGCCUAGGCAACCCACUUAUACCUCAAUGAGAAGAUCUGUUGAUGCAGAUAUGUGGCAUGGGAAUCAGGAUUUGCCAUCCUCAAACAAUGUCACAAUCAGUGUACUAAUAGGUAGAUUGUCCCUUGAUGUUUGUUAUUAUAGAAGUCUAUCAUUUAAGAAAAUGGGAUUCUGUCAAGCUUGGAAAAUACUUUUGAUCUCUCUUCUUUCGUACUGUAUCAUUCAAUCAUAUUAUUGCAAUGCCUCAGACGCCAUUCUGCAAUCACAAAAGCUCUUAGUAGGGGAUACUUUAACCUCUGCUAGUCAGGUUUUUGAAUUGGGAUUCUUUAGUCCUGCCAAUUCCAGUAAAAGGUACCUGGGGAUAUGGUUUAAGAAUAUCCCGCCUCGUAAAGUUGUGUGGGUUGCAAACAGGGAAAGUCCACUUAAUGUUUCUGAUUCCGCUGCAAGUCUAUCGAUUAGCAAAAAUGGAAACUUGGUGAUUCUUGAUGGUGUACAGAAUGUUAUCUGGUCAAGCAAUGUGUAUGUCCCCACUAAUAACACAGUUGAAGUUGUUCUCCUGGACAGUGGGAAUUUGGUGCUUAAAGAUAAUAUCUCAGGACAAUGCUUCUUUGAGAGUUUCGAUUAUCCUUGUGAUACUUUCUUGCCUGGAAUGAAAAUAGGGUUCAACAGGAUAACUGGGGAGAGAUGGCUCUUAUCUUCUUGGCAAAAGGAAAGUGACCCCUCACCGGGAAAUUUUUCUAUUGGAAUCUCGGAUCAACUUCCUUCUCAGUUUUUCAUAUGGAACAAAUCUACUCCCUACUACAGAACUGGGGAGUGGAAUGGACUGAAGUUCAUUGGUCUUCCCUAUAUUGAUUCAGCAGCCUAUAUAGUUCAGUUUGUCUUUCAGCAAGAUUUUCAACAGGGAACUGCAUACUUCACCUUUCUUCCAAAUACUUCAUUUCUAACUUUCGUGGAACUUCAGUCAACCGGGUUUGUUCAAGUUGUUCAGUGGACCGAUGGGGCUCCAGCUUGGGAAGUCUAUGCUAAGAUGGUGCAUCCACCAUGUGAUAUAUAUAACACUUGUGGACCUUCAGCAAUCUGCAGCAAGAACAAAUAUCCAACUUGCAGCUGCUUAAGAGGGUUUGUGCCACGGUCUAGUGACGAGUGGAGCAGAGGGAACUGGACAGGUGGUUGUGUGAGGCAAACUAAAUUACUAUGUCAGCGAAAGGGAAAUGGCACGUCUCCAGGGGUUGGACAGCAGGAUGGUUUUUUGAAGUUUAGUGGGCUGAAACUGCCUGAUCUUGCUGCUAUUUUUCGCCUCGACAGUGCUAGUGAAUGUGAAAGGCUGUGUUUGAACAAUUGCUCUUGCACUGCUUAUGCUUAUGUGGCAGGAAUUAGGUGUAUGGUAUGGUCUGGAGAUCUUUUAGAUAUGCAGGAUUACUCAUAUUCUGGGGAAGAUCUUUUCCUUCGGCUUGCUUACUCAGAGUUAGUUUUUUCAGGUAAGCGGAAGCUUAAAAGAGCACUAUUCAUAUGUGCUGCAGUAUUGUCCAGUCUCUUUUUGGGGAUUGCUUUAUAUUGUUUGCUCAAGAAUAAGAUUUAUCAAACAGGACAAAAAGGAAAAGGAACCAUAAGCUUUCGUAUAGGUGAUUCAUGCAACAUUUCAAAAGAAUACGCACUGGAAAGUUUCUGGGUUGGCAAUUUAAAGAAAGAAGAUCCGAUUGAGCUUCCACUGAUUGAAUUUGAGCUAAUUGCAGCUGCAACAAACAACUUCAAAGUAGACAACAAACUUGGGGAAGGAGGAUUUGGCCCUGUUUUCAAGGGAAAGCUAAAAGGUGGACAAGAAAUAGCAGUGAAAAGACUUUCUAAUCGAACAGGGCAAGGCAUAGAGGAGUUCAAAAAUGAAAUCGUAUUAAUAUCAAAACUCCAGCACAGGAAUCUUGUACGACUCCUGGGAUGCUGCAUUGAAGGGGAAGAACUUCUUAUAAUUUAUGAGUACAUGCCAAACAGAAGCUUGGAUAAAUUUCUCUUUGAUACAUCACAGAAAGAAUUGCUAGAUUGGCCUAAACGGUUCAACAUCAUUCAAGGUGUUGCUAGGGGGCUACUAUAUCUACAUCGAGAUUCCUGUCUGAACAUUAUACACCGGGAUCUGAAAGUAAGCAAUAUCCUUUUGGAUGAAGAGAUGAAUCCAAAAAUUUCAGACUUUGGUUUAGCAAGAACGUUUCAGAAGCAGCAGCAGCUUGUGCAUACUCACCGAGUAGCUGGAACAUAUGGAUACAUGUCUCCUGAAUAUGCUUUGAGGGGGGUAUUCUCUGAGAAAUCUGAUGUCUUCAGCUUCGGAGUCUUGCUAUUAGAAAUCAUAAGUGGCAAGAAGAAUUCAAGUUUCCAUUACGUGGAAGAGAAUCUUAACCUCCUCAAUUAUGCAUGGAAAUUGUGGAGUGAAGAAAGCGGAUUAGACUUCAUGGAUGGCACAUUAAUCAACUCAUUUUCUCCAGAAGAGAUAACGCGAUGCUUACAUGUUGGUCUUCUCUGUGUUCAAGAAUGUCCUAGGGAUCGUCCUACCAUGGCAGCCAUAAUUCUCAUGCUAAACAGUGAAAUGAAAUGCUCAACUCCUAAACAACCCACAUUUAAGUUUGAAACAUAUUUGGAUCUUGCCUGUUCAGCAAAAGAUAAUGACAAAUGUUCUGUUAAUGAGUUUAGUGCAUCGUUGUCUCAAGGACGAUAAAACAUGUCAAUGUACAUUCUUAAAUGUUGUUAGUCAAGUACAAAAAUCCAGUCAUUAGCCUCCUGAUCAUGUGUAGUAUCCCUCAUUGUAAAUGAACCAUUCCUGGGGAUUUUUAGUUCUUUUCAAAACCCAAUUUUCUACAGGGUCAAUCUUGUACUGGUUAACAUUACUUUUUAAUA
Nicotiana tabacum (common tobacco) is the source of this 5702-nucleotide messenger RNA. RefSeq names its product G-type lectin S-receptor-like serine/threonine-protein kinase B120. The record is from RefSeq and is a predicted model, not a curated record. Gene Ontology annotation, molecular function: protein serine/threonine kinase activity; ATP binding. Gene Ontology annotation, biological process: recognition of pollen; protein phosphorylation. NCBI's taxonomy places the organism in Eukaryota, Viridiplantae, Streptophyta, Magnoliopsida, Solanales, Solanaceae. Gene Ontology annotation, cellular component: plasma membrane.